GCCGAGUGAGCGAGGUGCACAACAUCACACCGGCGCGCCCAAUUCGCUGCUCGUAGUCGUUUCGCGUGGAUUCUGUCACCUGGAAACCGUAAGAGACGCAACGCAUGCCGCAGUACUCACGGUGAGAUCUUCAGAAUAAGGUACGACGCAGCAAGAUUGUCAUUCGGACAGUAGCAGAGAAGCUUGGAUAACAACCCGAAGAAGAUGUUCUCUUCCAUUAUCGCCUACAUAAGUAUCGUCGUUGGUAUAUCAUUCCUGCCUAACGGCGGAGCCGCAUCUAACGUUGUGUUGAGGGAAUACAUAACCUCCAAACGGGUUGACAUGAACCGGAUAUUACAACUUAAGGAUCUGGGCCUGGAAGAGCAAUUUAGUCAGGAUGCUUCCCCGCAGAUUCGUACAGCUGCAUUGGAUGCGAUCACCAGAAGCUUUAACUUCAGCGGAGUGCCGGUGUUGACGUGCGACAAUACAGUGGUGACAGACAAACUAUUUGAUCCUACAACUGGACUACUUAGAAGGAAGCGCCAAAUAGGAACUUGCCCCAAAGAUAGUUGCAUCGAUGCUCCAGUGCCAGUAUGUAACAUCACUCGAAGACUAUCAAAGCCGCUCUUUGGCUACAAUCCAAAUGGAGAGUUCAGGGUCAUCGUGCAAAUGCCAACGUUGGAGCAGUGCGUUGAAAUUAUACACUGCAGCAGCAACACUUGCAACCUGGUGAAAGGACGAUGCCAACUAGACUACAGACUGGAGCAACUCAUGGUUUUUGAUCCUAUACAGGACAUUCCCUUCUCCGAUUACAUAUUUGUUCCUAGCGGUUGCACUUGUAGAGUAAGAAUAUCAACGCUGAAGUAAAAGCGAGCGCCAGCGUUCUAAAACGUGUUCUUUCGUUAGCUGUGUCUUCUCAGAUAUCUUAGCCGUGCAUGGGUUUUGAUGUCGUGUUGCUCUGCAUGGUGUCUAUAUGCUGCGAAAUAUAGUUUGUAUCUUUAUUACCGUGGCGUGUCAUCGUAAUUAACCGAUGAAAUUUUGUGUCAACAUGAAAAACUCUAAUGUGUGUGUAUGUCAAUAUCAAAUAUAACGCUGAGAAAUGUAAAUAUAGAAUAUUUUAUUGUGAUAUAUAAUAAAAGCUACGACACAAACAGUGAAAGUAUCCGAAUAUUUGUGUGUUAUGUGUGGAGCGCAUUCCUUUAGUAACUCUCGUCGGCUGGGCCGCGAACGCGAAUGACGUGAUGAUGAUGAUGAAGAAGAUGAUAAUGAUGAUGAUGGUGAUUGAUGAUGAUGUUGAUGAUGAUGAUGAAUGGUGAUGACCACCUAACUUGAAGUGUAUAUAGAUCACAGUAAUCGAUACUAGCGAAAAGCAAUGCCUGGUAUAUGUGUACUUAUUAAAAAUCAUCACGCUAUCGCUGGUGUUCCUGUUCAGAUUGCAUUUAUAUACUUGCUAUUUAAGCCAUCUCUUCGAGAAAUUAAAACAUGCAAACCAUGC
This is a messenger RNA of Priapulus caudatus, 1474 nucleotides long. RefSeq lists its product as uncharacterized. Gene Ontology annotation, cellular component: extracellular region. The record is from RefSeq and is a predicted model, not a curated record. NCBI's taxonomy places the organism in Eukaryota, Metazoa, Priapulida, Priapulimorpha, Priapulimorphida, Priapulidae. Gene Ontology annotation, biological process: central nervous system formation; innate immune response; regulation of Toll signaling pathway. Gene Ontology annotation, molecular function: Toll binding; growth factor activity. The transcript has 6 exons. Bases 205 to 846 code for a protein of 213 amino acids.